AUGCCGUUUGACCAUCAUAGUGUCUGCCGUGCUUUUUUGUUGGGUAUCUGUCCGCAUGAUAUGGUCCCUGACAGUCGUCUACAGAAUGUCGUUUCCUGUCGGAAGGUUCAUGAGCCUGCUCACAAAGCAGAUUACGAACGAGCACAGAAGGAACGGGAUCAUUUCUACGAUGUUGACGCUUAUGAAAUAAUUGAGAAUGCCGUUCGUCUCGUUGAUGUUGAAAUCGCUAAAGUUCGCGAAAAGUUAGAAGAUGAUGUGAAAACCCAGACAUCACAAGCAGCAGAUUCAAAAGCUAAGCAAGUAGCAGAGAUUGAAGAAAAGAUUGCAAAGAAUGUAGAAGACAUCGAAAAGUUGGGAAACGAAGGAAAGAUUGAAGAGUCGAUGAAACUGCACAAAUAUGUGGAAGAACUCAGAGAAAAGAUACAUGAAAUUGAGGAAAGCCAAACGGAGAUUAAGACUGCUGGACCAGGAUCUAAUUCUGCAAAGUUGCGUGUCUGUGAAGACUGUGGAGCCCAGUUGAACAUCACCGACCACGAGUCACGUAUAGCGGAUCAUUACAACGGAAAAAUGCAUAUUGGAAUGGUUGAAACUAGAGAAACUUAUCUGAAAAUGAAAGAAACCAUCGAAGAACGUCGCAAGGAAAGAGAAGAAAAGUUGGGGUCCCAAAGAGGUUAUCAAAGAAGAGAUACAUACGGCAGACGUGACCGAGAUAGGGGAGAUUACAGAGGAGGCGAUCGUGAUCGUGAUCGUCGCAAUCGUGACAGAAGUCGGUCACGCGAUCGAUCGUAUAGACGAGAUGAUAGGGACCGCAGAUAUGAUCGCGACAAUCGUGACAGACGCGAUCGUCGCUACUGA
This is a messenger RNA of Caenorhabditis remanei, 855 nucleotides long. RefSeq lists its product as uncharacterized. Gene Ontology annotation, cellular component: U1 snRNP; U2-type prespliceosome. The transcript has 7 exons. NCBI's taxonomy places the organism in Eukaryota, Metazoa, Nematoda, Chromadorea, Rhabditida, Rhabditidae. Gene Ontology annotation, molecular function: mRNA binding. Bases 1 to 855 code for a protein of 284 amino acids. The record is from RefSeq and is a predicted model, not a curated record. Gene Ontology annotation, biological process: mRNA splice site recognition.